Messenger RNA from Lobosporangium transversale, 1353 nucleotides. RefSeq lists its product as hypothetical. NCBI's taxonomy places the organism in Eukaryota, Fungi, Mortierellomycota, Mortierellomycetes, Mortierellales, Mortierellaceae. Gene Ontology annotation, molecular function: FAD binding. The record is from RefSeq and is a predicted model, not a curated record. The transcript is spliced from 6 exons. The coding region runs from base 1 to 1353 and encodes 450 amino acids.
AUGUCUGAACCUACAAUUACUACCACUUCAUCAGAACGUAUCCCAGGAGUGAUAAUUGUCGGCGCUGGUAUCGGAGGUCUACUGCUCGGUACACUCUUGGAAAGACUCGGGUAUCCAUACCAUAUUUUCGAACGGGCUACCGAAUUGAGAUCAUUGGGAUCCGCAAUGACAUUAUCGGCAACAGUGUUACCAGUCUUUGAACAGCUUGGGUUGUUGGAUGAGCUUGAAAAGAUUUCAUACCCAUGUUACUCACAUGACUUUUACACACUCGACCGAGAACUCUUUAGCUCCAUCAAACUGGAUGAUCGAAAGAAAUUUACAGGAUACAGUGAUAUUAUUUUCUGUCGUCCACAAUUACAUGAGCUCUUACGGAAACAAGUGCCAGAAUACAAAAUCAGCCUUGGCAAGCGGGUGCUUCAGACAGAGGAAAUAGAUGAAAAAGUGUUAAUACAUUGUGCAGACGGGACUGCAUGGGAAGGCGAUAUCCUCGUGGGUGCUGACGGUGCUUAUAGUGGUGUCCGUCAAAGCCUAUAUAAGCGUCUGGAGGAGCAAGGCAUUGGUCUUCCAAAAGCUGACUCAGAGAACUUUUCGGUUACCAACCUCUGUAUGGUAGGAGUAGCAGAGCCAAAGGAUCCUGAGAAGUAUCCUCAACUCAAGGACGAGUUUUCUCAUUUCUCGUCGAUAUUUGGAGGCAAGGGAGUGUGCGGCGUAGUGAAUGUUCCUGGUCAACGUGUAUGCUGGUAUUUGUACCAACAGCUUACAGAAGCUGAGGCCAAGAGUCAACUGUUUCGAAGCUCAGAAUGGGGCCCUGAAUCGAUCGAUAGCAUGAUUAAUGAGUUCGCGGACAUUCCUUGUCCAUGGGGAGGUACUAUGGGUGAUAUGAUCCAAGCAACACCCAGGAACUUAAUCUCGAAGGCCUUUCUGGAGGAAAAAGUUUUCCAAACCUGGUUCCAUGGUCGAACUGUUCUCCUUGGCGAUGGCGCAGUGAAUGCGAUGCAUGAUGCGGUUGUGCUUGCCAACUGUAUCUAUAACAUGGAAGAUAACAGCUCUAAAAGCAUUACAACCGCCUUUCAGGAAUAUUAUCGUCAGCGUUACUCUCGCGCACUAGAUGCAUUCCAGAGAAGCUCUACAUGGUCCAAAAUCUCCUAUGGCCAGACAUGGAAGGAGCGGUUGUUACGCCAGGUGAUGAUGAACUACGUCCCAUACUGGGUAUAUAAAUGGAUGGAUGCAAAAGUGUUUGCAUACUGUCCUCAAAUUGCAUGGCUUCCACUUACCCCUGCUCGCGGCUCUGUGGUCAUGCUCCCCCAGGAAUGCAAGCGAAAAGAUGAUAAUGAAAAUGUCGUAGUAGUAUAA